Molecule: messenger RNA, 1129 nt
Organism: Delphinapterus leucas (beluga whale)
Lineage: Eukaryota; Metazoa; Chordata; Mammalia; Artiodactyla; Monodontidae
Gene: SBK2
Product: SH3 domain binding kinase family member 2
Biological process (GO): protein phosphorylation
Molecular function (GO): protein serine/threonine kinase activity; ATP binding
Source: RefSeq, a predicted model, not a curated record
AGGCCUCUGCUGGCCUGGGCUCUGAGUGCUGGGCACUGACCACAGCGGGCAGCCGAAGGGUCAGGCAAGCCUUGGAGAAGAGAUGCCUGGGAAGCCAUCAGAAGAGAAACAGGUGGAGAUGGGGGCUGUGGAGAACGGUGCUGGGGAGGACCUGGGGGGCCUCACGGCAGAGGAGCUGCGGCAGGGCCAGGAAGCGGCCCUGGCACUGGAGGAUAUGAUGGCGCUGAGCGCCCAGACCCUGGUCCAGGCCGAGGUGGACGAGCUCUACCAGCACGUGCGUCCCCUGGGCCAGGGCCGCUUUGGCCGGGUCCUGCUGGUCACCCACCGUCAGAAAGGCACAACCUUUGCCCUGAAGCAGCUCCCGAAGGCCUCCACCACCCUCCGAGGCUUCCUGUAUGAGUUCUGUGUGGGCCUCUCCCUGGGCUCGCACUCGGCCAUCGUGGCGGCCUACGGCAUUGGCGUGGAGUCAGUCGACUCCUACAGCUUCCUGACCGAGCCUGUCCUGCAUGGAGACCUCAUCGCCUUCAUCCAGCCCAAGGUGGGCCUCCUGCAGCCAGCAGCCCAGCGCUGUGCGGCCCAGCUGGCCUCAGCCCUGGAGCACAUCCACUCCCGCGGCCUGGUGUACCGGGACCUCAAGCCGGAGAACGUGCUGGUGUGCGACCCAGCCUGCCGGUGGGUCAAGCUGACCGACUUCGGCCACACGCGGCCCCGCGGGACCCUGCUGCGCCUGGUGGGGCCGCCCAUACCCUACACAGCCCCGGAGCUCUGUGGCCCCCCGCCCCUCCCCGAGGGCCUGCCCAUCCAGCCCGCCCUGGACGCUUGGGCACUGGGCGUCCUGCUCUUCUGCCUUCUCACUGGCUACUUCCCCUGGGACCAGCCCCUGGUGGAGGCCGACCCCUUCUAUGAGGACUACGUCAUCUGGCAGGCCUCAGGCCAGCCCCAGGCCCGUCCUCAGCCCUGGCUUGGCCUGACGCCCGUGGCAGACGCUCUCCUGUGGGGGCUGCUGGACCCUCACCCCCGAAGGAGAAGCCCCGUGAGCUCCAUCCGGGACUACCUGGGGCGGCCCUGGAGGCAGCGGGAGGGGGAGGCCGAGGAGGUGCCCCAGGGGGAGAAGGGGGACCUAGACUGA